This is a messenger RNA of Vitrella brassicaformis, 1380 nucleotides long. The record is from the annotation of a GenBank genome assembly. NCBI's taxonomy places the organism in Eukaryota, Vitrellaceae.
AAGGCUUCUUCGCAGCAUCCAAGCUUUGUUGAAGGCUGGGAGGGCUCAGGACAGGCAAGAUUUGCAGGCUCCAAUGGAGGGCUUUGACCAGAAACGCUAUCGCGGCGGCGGCACGGCGGGUGGCGGCAAGAAGGGCGGAUACGGAGGACUCACAUACGUCAAGCAAGGUGAGAGGACAGCAAGCAUGACGCUCAUGAGACCGAAGACAGUUCACUCGUCUGUCUGCUUGUCUGGUUCUCUGUGUGUCUGCAGUUCCCAAAUUCCUGCAGAAGUACUAUGACCAGCACCCAGAGCUUGCCGUGAGCGAGAAGCAUCAGAAGACCGUCUCACAGAGGACGCCAAAUGAGUCGCGCGAGGAGGAAAUGGCGCACAUGCUCAAGGUACCGCUGACGCGCCAGGCUGCAACCGGAUGCUGUGGAGGACACUGGCCAGAUGGUCCCGCCUCUUUGUGUGUGUCAGGAUCUCGAGUCGGCCCAGAUUGUCGACAGCAGCGUCACCCUCGACGACCUCAAGAAGCAGCACGCCCUGCAGUCACACAAGGACGCACGAGCCCACCAGACAUGCGACGUCAAGUCACUCGAGGCCGAGGGCAAGUUCGUCUUCAAGAAACCAACCGCCGCCAGCUCGCGACCAGACAAGGACCACCAUCCGUCAGCGCGCCGAGGGAGGGCAGAGAGGGAUCAUCCGUCGUCGCGCGGCGGCAGAAGUGAGGAGCCGUCAAGGCACCGCGGUCGGAGCCGAAGUCGGAGCCGCAGCAGAGAGCGGUUCAGGGAGACCUCGCGCGAGCGAGACGACCGUAGAUGGAGGGAAGACAGUGAGAGGGAGAGGGGUAGGGGGGAUGACGACAGGGGGCGGUCGGGGAGGGGUAGGGUAGAUAAGGACAGAGCCAGCGAGGCGAAGGAGGGGAGGAAGGGGGCAGCGAAGAAUCUGCUGUCUUUUGAUGACGACUAGACAGUCGCGACAGCCGUGCUGUGUGUGAAUGCCACGCUGCGUUCCACCUGAGGACAUUGAUGUCUCUUCCGAGUGGGAGUGCGGUCGCAGCUACCGACGUAAUGGCACCGCUUUGCCGCGCGGGCGGGAUGUUGAUGUCCUCGAUGAAGAGCGCAUCCAUGUAUGCUCGAUGGAUGAAUGGACUAUGGAGAGAGGCAUGUGGGUGGAUGGAGAGAUGUGGUGGUGUUGUGAAAACAUGCUGGAUUGAUGUAUGUUGUCGUUCGGUGACGACGAGUCAGCUGCAUGGAAGGGUGUUGUGGGCAGCUGCUGUGACACUGAUGCUGUUGACUUGACCAAUGAUGCAAGAGUGAGAGUUCCGUUCCACACGUGUGUUGACAUAUGAUGCUGCUGGUCCGUCCGUCGUCCAGCCAUGGCCGCAGUGUGUGGUGC